Messenger RNA from Eubalaena glacialis (North Atlantic right whale), 3359 nucleotides. RefSeq names its product SH3 domain containing kinase binding protein 1 (gene SH3KBP1). Lineage: Eukaryota; Metazoa; Chordata; Mammalia; Artiodactyla; Balaenidae. The transcript has 18 exons. The record is from RefSeq and is a predicted model, not a curated record. Gene Ontology annotation, molecular function: protein binding. The coding region runs from base 362 to 2359 and encodes 665 amino acids.
CGGGCGGCGCGGCCGCGGCUGCCGGGCGCUGGGCUGGGCGGCGCUUUUUUUUUUUUCGCAAUUUCCACUAGCGGGGAGCAGGAAACCCGGCGCAGCCGGGCGCAGCGGGCCGCGAUGCAGCAGCAGCAGGAGUCGCCCCGGGCCAGCAGCGGCAGCAGCAGCAGAGGCAGCAGCGGGCGGCGCUGAGCCGCCGCGGCCGCCGCUACUGAGGAAGAAGCCGGCCCAGACGCCGCCGCGUCCCUAUCCCCGCGCGCACAUCCCGGCUCCCCGAUUCCCGCGCCCGGGUCCCGGCGCCCCGACCCCCGCGUCCGCCUCCGCUAACUUUCACGCUGCCUCGGCGGCCCGGCCCGGCUCGACGCCAAUGGUGGAGGCCAUAGUGGAGUUUGACUACCAGGCCCAGCACGACGAUGAGCUGACGAUCACCGUGGGUGAGAUCAUCACCAACAUCAGGAAGGAGGAUGGAGGCUGGUGGGAGGGACAGAUCAAUGGCAGGAGAGGUUUGUUCCCUGACAACUUUGUAAGAGAAAUAAAGAAAGAGAUGAAGAAAGACCCUCUCUCCAGCAAAGCUCCAGAAAAGCCCAUGCACGAAGUGUCCAGUGGAAAUGCAUUGCUGUCUUCUGAAACAAUUCUAAGAACCAACAAGAGAGGCGAGCGACGGAGGCGCCGGUGCCAGGUGGCGUUCAGCUACCUGCCCCAGAACGAUGAUGAGCUUGAGCUGAAAGUUGGCGACAUCAUAGAGGUGGUAGGAGAGGUAGAAGAAGGAUGGUGGGAAGGUGUUCUCAAUGGAAAGACUGGAAUGUUUCCUUCCAACUUCAUCAAGGAGCUGUCGGGGGAGUCGGACGACCUCGGCAUUUCCCAGGAUGAGCAGCUCUCCAAGUCAAGUUUAAGGGAAACCACAGGCUCCGAGAGUGAUGGGGGUGACUCGAGCAGUACCAAAUCCGAGGGUGCCAACGGGACAGUCGCAACGGCCGCAAUCCAGCCGAAGAAAGUUAAGGGAGUGGGCUUUGGAGAUAUUUUCAAAGACAAGCCAAUAAAGCUAAGACCAAGGUCGAUUGAAGUAGAAAAUGACUUUCUGCCUGUGGAAAAGACUAUUGGCAAGAAGUUACCUCCGACUGCAGCAACUCCAGACUCGUCAAAAACAGAAAUGGACAGCAGGACAAAGGCCAAGGAUUACUGCAAAGUAAUAUUUCCAUAUGAGGCACAGAACGACGAUGAAUUGACAAUCAAAGAAGGAGAUAUAGUCACUCUCAUCAAUAAGGACUGCAUCGACGUAGGCUGGUGGGAAGGAGAGCUCAAUGGCAGACGUGGAGUGUUCCCCGACAACUUCGUGAAGUUACUUCCGCCGGACUUUGAAAAGGAGGGGAAUAGACCCAAGAAGCCACCUCCUCCAUCGGCUCCCGUCAUCAAGCAAGGGGCAGGUACCACUGAAAGAAAACAUGAAAUUAAAAAGAUACCUCCUGAAAGGCCAGAAACGCUUCCAAAUAGAACAGAAGAAAAAGAAAGACCAGAGAGAGAGCCAAAACUGGAUUUACAGAAGCCUUCUGUUCCUGCCAUACCGCCCAAAAAGCCGCGGCCACCCAAGACCAAUUCUCUCAGCAGACCAGGUGCGCUGCCCCCGAGGAGGCCGGAGCGGCCAGCGGGUCCCCUGACCCAUACCAGGGGUGAUGGUCCAAAGAUCGACUUGGCGGGCAGUUCGAUAUCUGGCAUCCUGGACAAGGACCUCUCGGACCGCAGCAAUGACAUCGACCUAGAAGGGUUUGAUUCCGUGGUGUCAUCUACUGAGAAGCUCAGUCACCCAACCACAAGCAGACCGAAAGCCACGGGGAGGAGGCCUCCGUCCCAGUCCCUGACGUCCUCUUCCCUUUCAAGCCCUGAUAUCUUUGACUCCCCAAGUCCUGAAGAAGAUAAAGAAGAACACGUUUCGCUUGCACACAGAGGAGUGGACGCGUCAAAGAAAACUUCAAAGACUGUUACCAUAUCCCAAGUGUCCGACAACAAAGCAUCGCUGCCGCCCAAGCCGGGGACCAUGGCUGCGGGCAGUGGCGGGCCGGCCCCUCUGUCCUCAGCAGCAUCCUCUCCCCUGUCGUCCUCUUUGGGAACAGUUGGACACAGAGCCAACUCCCCGUCUCUGUUCGGCGCGGAAGGAAAACCAAAGAUGGAGCCCACAGCCAGCAGCCAGGCGGCCGUGGAGGAGCUGAGGACACAGGUCCGGGAGCUGAGGAGCAUCAUCGAGACCAUGAAGGACCAGCAGAAACGAGAGAUUAAGCAGUUACUGUCAGAGUUGGAUGAAGAGAAGAAAAUCCGGCUUCGGUUGCAGAUGGAAGUUAAUGACAUAAAGAAAGCUCUUCAAUCAAAAUGAAUACUUGAUAAAUGAAAUGUCGCAUUAUUCAUCCCAAGUCCAAGACUCAAAUUUUCCACCCCAGCCAAAAUAACCUUGUGCCAAAAGAUGAAAAAUUGCCUCAACAUGUCCCUGUUUCAAAGAUUAGCACAAAAGUCUUGAUAGCACAACACAAAUUCCAUCCAAGAGGAGACUCUUCCCCAUGGUAUAGUCCUGGGUCUGGCACUGGUUGUGACUUAAACAGAGCAAAUUGUGCUAAAGGCUUUUUUACUAUGAGAUCUCACGCGAAACGAAAACUCAGGCAGUUUAGUCCAUAGUGGUACUAUUUUGAUGAUAUUUUCCAUUAAUAAAAUGUAAUUUUAGAGUCUUCGUUUACAAGCUUUAUAAUUUUAUGAUUUUUUUAAUCGUGUUUUGCCACAGAUUCCCCCAGUGUUUGUAUUACACAUAGUCCAGAGCGAGCAUCCCAUUCUUUUGCUUUAGGCGGAAAGCUGCCUCGCUCUGUGUCCCCCUCAAGGAGUCUGUUACAUAUGCAAUUUUAGGUCCAACCUGUCCCUUCUCCUGCCAGCAAACCCCACCACCCUAAGAUAAAUUUUAGCUUAUAUAUGAUGGUAUAUUUACAAAAAGAGAAAGAGAAAAUCUGGUAUUUGCAAUGAUCUGUGCCUUCUUUUUACCACCCUCUUGAUUGGAGCUUUUGUGAUGCAGCUACCAUGAUUUAAAAAACACACACACACAUUUAUUUUUUUUAGUCACUUAUCAAAGUCUACUAGAGGCCACUGUCUUCAGAGCUUCUCUCGCCUAACCAAAGGUCCUAAGAGGAGACAGCUGUGAAGUUGGGCGUGCUCUUUGGUACCAGCUGUGACUUUUAAGUUCUCCUAGUUUUAGGUUGUUCAUGAACUAGAAAUGUCACCCCUGCUUGAUUUUUCAUCAGCCAAGUUAAACCCCUGCUUCCUGUCCUUUGCACCUUUUGAGUGAACGGAAUAUGCAUUAUUAAAGCAAAAAUAAAUAAAAGUAAAAUGCAAAU